AUGAAAUCGCUACCUCGAACUCCCCUGGCCCCAUCAACAAGAAGUACGGGGGAAAAGGAACAUCAAGGCGGAAUACUUUUAACACCGCUGACAGCACAUACUGGUCCACGAUCUAAUGCCUAUGGUAUCACUACACGAAACCUGUUCAAUGCCAUGCCUGGUUCUGCUCAUAAACCCUCAAACAACCAAAUCCCUCUGCAGAAUCCAACUACCCAAUAUAACCUAAAACUUCUAUCCGUCAGAAAAUCCCGUGGCCAGGAGCUUAUCCACCUCCAUACGAUACAGGCCAAAUACCAUCAGAUCGACGACGUGGCUUCGUCCAUUGGAGAACAAUUUGGAAUGUUCUGCGAUCAUACCGAGAAUGGUCCCCGGGGUAAUACUCUCGGGGGGUUGCUGCGCCCAUUCAAAAAGUAUCCUGCAUUCGUCCGUGACAUGGGCGGGGGUUCUGAUGGCUGA
Paracoccidioides lutzii Pb01 is the source of this 456-nucleotide messenger RNA. RefSeq lists its product as hypothetical. The record is from RefSeq and is a predicted model, not a curated record. The coding region runs from base 1 to 456 and encodes 151 amino acids. The transcript is spliced from 3 exons.